GGGUGGAGUGACGCGUGGGCGUGGGGACACUCCCCCAGCAACCGGCCGCGGCCCUCCAGCCGCUCCCCAGCUUCCUAUCUUGAACCAACCCCUCGCUCCGGUCUCUGGGCAAAUUCUGCAUAAAGCCGGUGGACGAAACGUGGAGGAACUGAAAGCCGACAGACUCGGAAUGGAAGGAAAACAGGAGAUGCCAGGAACUGCCCGGGAGUGAUGAGGGGAGAAGAGUGCAGGGGUCACCGAAGGAAGCGAGAUCGGGAGGGUGACCAGACAGCAGCGGCCCCGCGGGGGUCUCAUGGCUCCCGAGCCCUCUUCAAUCCAGCCCGGGUAAACACAGACGCCCUGCCAGGCCGGAGCAGCUGCCGGACACGGCCCUCGGCGUCGCUCCAACCAGACCGCCGCCGCUAAGCCCCUCCUUUCGAGAAACUCUGGAGCCGCCCCUGGAAGUGGUGGGGCGGCGGGGCCGGAGGAGCGACGCUCAGCGAUGGAGCUCAGCGGCCCGGGCGCGGAAGCCGGCGUGGAAGGCGCGGCGGGCGACCCGUACCAGCGACCCGCGCGGCGCACGCAGUGGCUGCUGAGCGCCCUGGCGCACCACUAUGGGCUGGACCGCGGCGUAGAGAAUGAGAUCGUGGUGCUGGCCACCGGCCUGGACCAGUAUCUGCAGGAGGUUUUUCACCACCUGGACUGUCGCGGCGCCGGCCGCCUGCCUCGUGCCGACUUCCGUGCGCUGUGCGCCGUGCUGGGGCUGCGCGCUGACGGAGCCUCUGCCACCGAGGAGGCCGCCGUGGAUACGCCCGUCGGAGACACGAACUCCAGGGAUGCGAUCGCCCAGGACGCGGCCGCUGGGGUGGACACCGACGAUGACGCGAAGGAAGAGGCACGCCUGGCACUGCGCGCCGAGCCGCCCGAGCUCACCUUCCGCCAGUUCCACGCGCGCCUGUGCGGCUACUUUGGCACCUGCGCGGGGCCGCGUCUGCCCCGCGGUGCUCUCAGCGAGCACAUCGAGACACAGAUCCGCCUGCGCCGCCCGCGCCGCCGCCGUCGCGCUCCCCGCACGCCCAGCCCCGACAGCGGUCAGGAUAGCGAGCGCCUGGCCAGGUUGGAGGAGGAAAACAGCAGUCUGCGCGAGCUGGUGGAGGACCUGAGGGCCGCGCUGCAGAGCAGUGACGCGCGCUGCCUUGCGCUGCAGGUCGGCCUCUGGAAAAGCCAGGCGGGCGCCCAGGAGGCGGCGCGCAGCGGGCCCGAAGCGGCGGCGCGGGAACUGCGGCAGGCGCGGGGCGCGCUGGCGGCGGCCCAGGCCCACGCUGGGCGGCUGCGCAGGGGCCAGGCCGAAGUGCGGAGGCGAGCGGAGGAGGCCCGGCAGGCUGUCCUGCGCAGCCUAGGGCGCGUGCGCGAGCUGGAGGCGCUGGCGCGGCAGGUUCCCGGUCUGCAGCGCUGGGUACGGAGGCUGGAGGGUGAGCUGCAGCGCUACAGGUCAGAGGGCACACAGCUCCCAACCUCAGCACCAGCCAGCCCAGAGCCAGAAUCCAGGAGUAGUGAACCUGAGGAUGGAGGGACCAGAGGCCCAGAACUCCCACCAGAGGGAGCCUGGGGGUCAGAUGGCAGCUCUGGAAGCAGAGCCCUGGACCAAGCAGUGGACGAGCAGCUGUUCCGCUCGGUGGAGGGCCAGGCUGCCUCUGACGAGGAGGACAACGACAAGAAGUGGUGGGAGGAGCAGCAGCCAGCAGCCAAGAUCCAGACCCUGCUGGCUCGCCUUUCCAGCAGUGGGAGUGGCUGUGAUGACCAGAUGGCCAAGAAACUCCUAACUUACUGCAGCCACUUCAGCAGUGCCGACCAUGCCCGUGCCCUGGGGGAGCUGGAAGCCCGUGUCGCCAUGCUGGUGGAGCAGUUGGGGACCCAAGGCUGCAGUGGGAAGACCCUAGGAACACCUGGGGAGGAGGCAGAGCUGCAACAGAAGGUGGACGAGAAUGAGCACCUGAGGCUAGAGCUGCAGAUGGUGGAGGCAGAGAGAGUGCGGCUGUCUCUGCUGGAGGAGAAGCUGGUGGACGUGCUACAGCUCCUGCAGAGGCUCCGGGACCUGAACAUAUCGAAAAGAGCCCUGGGGAAGAUUUUGCUGAGCACACUGGAUGCUUGCAGGGACCCCGCACACGAGGGAACAUCUGGGCCCUCGGCCAUCCUGGAUGCCUUGCACCAAGCUCUGGCUGGCUGUGAGCUCUUGCAAAGAGAACCAUUGGUGCCAGCCUCUGCAGGUCCUGCACUCACCAACUCCCUCCUCAUUUCCUGCUGAGGUCGCUGGCCCAGCCUGUGGACACCCUGGUCAGCCUGGCCACCAUCAGACCAGCCUCUAGGAUCAUAUUCUCAGAACCCUGGAGGCACUGGCUCCUUCUAAGACUGGCCCAAGCUCAGAACCCAGUAGCCAUCCCUUCUUGGGCUUCUCCCAGAGUCCCUUGCAACUCUUGCAUUUCUGCUGCCAGGGUCCAUGUUGCCCUGUGGUUGCUGGAUCAGCCCAGACCUGCUGCUGCAUCCCCUGCCCUCAGAGCAGAAGUGCCCACUUUCCUGCCUGGCCUAGCCCAGCACCCCUUCCCUGGGUUCUCAGGAUCUGUCCCAGAACUGUCCCCUUCUUCCCCACAGCAUGACUGCUUUAGGGACUAGGGAAACUACCCACAGCCCUGGAAGUACUGAAGGCCAUGCAGGACUGGGGAACUCCAAGGGGGUAGUGAGUGAUCACAGCAGGCUUCCUGGUGGAGCUGACCUCAACCUAGCUCUAGAACAGGGGUUGGAUUUAGAUGGGCAGAGAGGAGGGAAGGAUAAUGUGAGGUAAGAGCAAGGGCAAAGUGUGGUGCUAGAAAAGGUCCCCACUAAUACAGAACCCAGAGCCCCCUUUCCUGAACACAUAGUGGGUAUCAGGUCUCAUGGGGUCACAGGAAGGAGCAAGACAAGUUUCCACCUUCCUUAAAAUCUUGCAGGAAAGAAAGAUGCGUUGGCAGACAGUGCAGUGUGGGUAAACUCAGGGCUAAGCUAAGGUAGAAGAAAGGGUUACAAGAGGGCAGCUAGAGGGAUCUGUCUGAACCAAGGAGGGUGAGGCACUGUAGACACAGCAGGGCAAAGGCAGGCGCCUGGUGGGAAGAAGGGCAGGUUGUGAGGGCCUUGAUGGCCGACGGAACCUAGGACUCGAUCCCCAGGCAAUGGGGCCAUGGGAGGGUUCUGACCUGUGCAUGGAGGGUGGAUGGGAGGGAAGGAAACUGUGGGAGCAAGGGUUGCCAGAGCCUGGAGCCAGAGCCAUGGGGACACAGAAGGGGGACUGUGGGGGAUGAAGACUGGAGAAGCCCAGGACCAGCAGGAGCCAAAGGGCGGGCUCAAGGACAAUGGCUGACCUCGUAUCCAGCCAAAGGGAUCUACAUGUGUUAAGAUCCAUGGAACUGGAUGUUACUCUCCAAAAGUCAACUUCACUGGAUGCUAACAAACAAACCAAAGGGGCCAGAAGAGACACUGCUGAAGUAUCCAUUUUAGUCACCUAUAUUCUGCAGACAGCAGGCAGAGAGGAUCCCUGUAGAUUCCAACUACACUAAGCUUCAGCCUCAGGAGCUUCCUAAUAAAAAUCUCUUACAAUUGCCUGACAA
This is a messenger RNA of Phacochoerus africanus (Common warthog), 3617 nucleotides long. It is a transcript of the gene EFCC1, whose product is annotated as EF-hand and coiled-coil domain containing 1. The record is from RefSeq and is a predicted model, not a curated record. NCBI's taxonomy places the organism in Eukaryota, Metazoa, Chordata, Mammalia, Artiodactyla, Suidae. The transcript has 8 exons. Bases 482 to 2284 code for a protein of 600 amino acids. Gene Ontology annotation, molecular function: calcium ion binding.